GGCGGCGGCGGCGGGAAACGGUUCCGGGUCGUCGGCGGGAGCCAACAUGGAGCCCGUCGGGCUGGCGGGGCCUCGCUGAGGGAGCGCCGGGCCGCAGCGGGGCCGCGCCGCCGCCAUGUCGCUGGGCGAGUACGAGCGGCACUGCGACUCCAUCAGCUCCGACUUCGGCAGCGAGUCCUCGGGCAGGGGCGGCCCCCGCGGCGGCGGCGGCCUGCCCGGCGAGCAGGAGGAGCUGCACUACAUCCCCAUCCGCACCCUGGGCCGCGGCGCCUUCGGCGAGGCCACGCUCUACCGCCGCACCGAGUCACAGAGGACAUGGGGGCAUCUCAUACAGGAUGACUCACUUGUAGUGUGGAAGGAGGUGGACCUGACCCGGCUGUCAGAAAAGGAACGUCGUGAUGCUUUGAAUGAAAUCGUUAUCCUUGCCCUGUUGCAGCACGAGAACAUCAUUGCAUACUACAAUCACUUCAUGGAUAACACCACGCUGCUGAUUGAGCUGGAGUACUGUAAUGGAGGGAACCUCUACGAUAAGAUUCUGCGGCAGAAAGACAAGUUAUUUGAAGAAGAGAUGGUGGUUUGGUAUCUCUUUCAAAUUGCAUCAGCUGUGAGCUGCAUUCAUCGAGCAGGGAUUCUUCACAGGGAUAUAAAGACAUUAAAUAUCUUUCUAACUAAGGCAAACCUGAUUAAAUUGGGAGACUAUGGGUUGGCAAAGAAGCUGAACUCUGAGUACUCUAUGGCUGAGACUCUGGUGGGAACUCCGUAUUACAUGUCCCCAGAACUCUGCCAGGGUGUGAAAUACAACUUCAAAUCGGAUAUUUGGGCUGUGGGCUGUGUCAUCUUUGAGCUGCUUACUCUGAAGAGGACUUUUGAUGCUACUAAUCCCCUGAACCUUUGUGUGAAGAUUGUACAGGGAAAUCGCGCCAUGGAAGUUGAUUCCACCGUCUACUCCCGGGAGCUGAUCCAGAUGGUGAAUUCCUGCCUUGAUCAGGAUCCAGAGAAGAGACCCACUGCAGAUGAAUUGCUUGAGCAUCCCCUUCUCAGCAAACGCAGGAGGGAGAUGGAAGAGAAAGUCACACUGCUUAAUGGGCCAAAUAAGCGACCAAGGUCCAGUACCAUGAAUGAGGCUCCCAUCGCCGUGGUGACUUCGCGCACUAGUGAGGUGUAUGUCUGGGGGGGUGGGAAGUCCACCCCCCAGAAGCUGGAUGCCAUCAAAAGUGGCUGCAGUGCACGCCAGGUGUGUGCUGGUAACACUCACUUUGCUGUGGUGACAGUGGAGAAGGAGCUCUACACCUGGGUGAAUAUGCAGGGGGGCACCAAGUUGCAUGGGCAGCUGGGACAUGGAGACAGAGCCUCGUACCGGCAGCCAAAGCAUGUCGAGAAGCUUCAGGGAAAAGCCAUUCGCCAGGUGUCCUGCGGAGAUGAUUUCACAGUGUGCAUUACAGAUGAGGGCCAGGUGUAUGCCUUUGGCUCAGACUAUUAUGGAUGCGUUGGCGUUGACAAGGCUUAUGGCUCUGAAGUGCUUGAGCCCCUGCAGCUGGAUUUCUUUCUUACCAACCCUGUGGAGCAGGUCUCGUGUGGAGAUAACCACGUGGCAGUGCUGACCAGGAGCAGAGAAGUUUACACAUGGGGCUGUGGGGAGUAUGGGCGCUUGGGCUUGGAUUCAGAAGAAGAUCACUACACCCCUCAGAAGGUGGAUGUUCCGAAGACCUUAAACAUUGUGUCUGUUCACUGUGGCUGUGAUGGGACUUUCCUGCUCACCCAGACAGGCAAAGUCUUGGCAUGUGGACUCAACGAGUUCAACAAGCUGGGCCUGAAUCAGUGCACAUCAGGGAUAAUCAACCAUGACACGUACUGUGAGGUACCAUAUGCCACUUCCCUUACUUUGGCCAAGCAGCUGUCCUUCUACAAGAUCCGUACCAUUGCUCCAGGGAAGACACACACAGCUUCCAUUGAUGAGCGAGGCCGCCUGCUGACCUUCGGCUCCAACAAGUGCGGACAGCUUGGUGUUGGGGACUAUAAGAAGCACCUGGGAAUUAACCUGCUGGGAGGCCCCCUGGGGGGUAAGCAGGUGAUCAGGGUUUCAUGUGGAGAUGAAUUCACCAUAGCUGCUACUGACGACAACCAUAUCUUUGCCUGGGGUAACGGCGGGAAUGGGCGUCUGGCAAUGACAUCCACUGAGAGAGCUCAUGGCUCAGAUAUUUGUACCUCAUGGCCUCGGCCAAUAUUUGGAUCAUUGCAUCACGUUCCAGACCUGUCAUGCCGUGGCUGGCACACCAUCAUCAUUGUUGAAAAGGUGUUGAACUCUAAAACAAUCCGAUCCAACAGCAGUGGCCUGUCCAUUGGUACUGUGGCUCAGAGCUGCACAACUGGAGGAGGAGAGGAAGAGGAUAAUGAACAGGAAGCGGAGACCCCCAAUCCCAGUGGAGGCUUUCGGGGAACCAUGGAAGCAGAUCGUGAGCUGGGGGGCUGGAUCAGCACGACAGAAGCAAAGGGAGGCAACAGCGCUGACAGCAGCUCCUGCCCUGGCUGGCUGCGGAAGGAGCUGGAGAAUGCUGAAUUCAUCCCGAUGCCUGACAGCCCCUUUCCUCUGAGCAUGGCAUCUUCAGAGCCCGAGAAGGAGACUCUCCCUUACCAGAAACUUCAGGGACUCAAAGUGGCCUCUGAGGAACCUGUUGGACUAAACAAGCCCAAACCAGAGCCCUGGCCUACUUGCCUGAGUCCAACCUUGCCAUGUGGUGAAGGGAAGGCUGCAUCUUCUGUUGCGGGCUGCAUGUGUAGUGCUCUGCAGGUGGAGGUGACACACCUCCGAGGCCUGGUUUUACAGUGUCUGGAUGAUCAGAAGAAGCUGCAGCAGGAAACUGUUCGUCUGAGUGCCCAACUCCAGCAGUUCUGCAGGGGGACGGAGAGAAUACAGCAGGUGGAGGUUCAUUCCAAAGGAACACAGACAGCCAAAGAGGAGACGGAAGUGGAUCCGAAACCUGACUUGGAUUCAGAUUCCUGGUGUCUCCUGGGAACGGACUCGUGCCGCUCCAGCCUCUAGUCUCCUGAGCCCACUGGGAUCCAUCUAACUUCACAGCACACUAACCGAAUGCAGAGAGCGGCUUUCCUGGCUUCAGGUCACUCGCAGACAAGGAGCGAGGCCGGAGGCUCCAGAGCAGCACCCAUGUACGUUUGAUAUGAACUAGGAGUGAGUUUGAGAGGGGAAGGGCCCCUGAGCUCUAGGCCGGCUCAGUGGUUGAAGCAGCAGCAGCUCCUCUUUGUACCUUAUCUGUCAAUUCUGCACGUGAGGCAGAACGGCCCCAUUAUGGCGAUGGCUCCGGUAGCGGCUUGUGGCCCUUUCAUUGUUUCACUGCUUCCUGGGAGCUGCCUUUGGGACCCCAGUAUUCAUCACUGCAUCUCUAGACGAGAGGAGGAGACGUGUUUUGUACUGAAGCUGGCUGAACCCUAAGACUUGCCACCUUCACUUCAGAGGGGUGAAGGACUAGGAUCCUCUCCCUACCCACAUGGUAAGGCCCAGCCGGUGAGGCUGCUCCCCUCUGCUCAGGGGCAGAGGGAGCAGGGGGCGUCUCAUUCUGGAGGCAGUGGAGAUCUUCCUGUUAGGGAGAUAAUGGUAGACAGCGUGUCCCUGGCCUGGAGGCACAGCUUCUGGCUCUGUGGCUGUGUCCAGUGGCCUGUAUAGACAGAGUUUAAAGGCUUUAUUCUGGGUGCCUAGAGCUUUCCAACUUCCAGGCAAUGCACCGAGAUGAGUGAAUCGAGUGUAGUUUCCAAUAGCAGUAGUGGGGACUGUCUGAGGUGGGAUCUCUCGCUCUCAGUUUCAGACCACCUGCUUCCCAGGCAGAUGACGAGCGUCUGGGCCUCAGACUAAGUCACCCAUUUCUUGCUCCAGCUGUUCGACUUGGUUUAGGUGCCAGAGCUUCUGGUUUCUUGGCAUAAGCCCGUAGCUGCUCCCUGCUUGGCUUCUGUUCUGCUCAGCCCCUGGUGCCCACGCUCUGUGUGGGUGUGGGAAGAAUCCAUGUUUUUCCACUCAGUGUUUUGAUGAAGCUGGAAUGCAGUUUCCUACCCAGAAUAGGUCAUUAAUGCCGUGGUCACAGGAUGCAGCCUUCCCCAAUGACCAUGAAUGAUCAAGUCUCUGUCCGGAAUUCACCUUCUUUCUAGAAGCAAGAGGCUUUCCCAAGAAAAUUGGAGAUGGGAAGAGGCAUGGUCUGAUGCUAAAGGUUUUCUCAUUUCCUGUUAAAGAGUGAGGUUAAUUUUAUUCCCCUUAUUAGCAAGCUGCCUUUGAACUAAGCUUUUGGGAUUGGUAGGAUCCCUGGGAGCAGCUAGCCUCCCCUGCCUUACAUGAAGCCUCUAAGGAGUCCUGAGUCCCUCUCACCUUUGCUGUGAGUGUGGGGUUGUGAUUUCAUUAGGCUUAAACCAUCCCCAUCAGUGGCCUGUCACUAUAAUUGCCUUAGGUCUAGUGGAGUUGGAUAACCUAUUGCCUCUCCUAGACUUCUUUUGAGAGAUUCUUUUGGGGGAGCCAGCAUUCCCCAUUUGUCUCUAGAGGUGGAUACCAAACCAUUCUGCUUGUAACUUAUGCUCCUUAAAUACUUCUUUGAUGCCUAUUGCUAGUAUCCCGGGGCUGAAUCAAGUGCCGUCUCUCCAGCGCAGUGUCCAGGGCAAGGAUCGUACUAGUGUGCCUGUCCAUCGUUGCUGCAGGAAGGCUGGGAGGACAGCCCUCCUGGGAGGUGGUGAGUGUCAAGCACCCUGGCCUGGCCACAUCACUUGGUUGCCCUUGUGACUCGGCUCUCCUUUCCCCCAUGUGCAUUGGUGCCAGUUCUCAAGUUAGGGUCCCGGCUUGAGGGUUGUUGCGGUUGGAAACGAUUGAGUUGGUCACGUUGCAGCAGUGCCUUUGAGGAGUGAAGAGUUGAGCCUGAGCCAUGUCCAAUAAGCAAGCACCGAGCUGAUGGGAGUCGCUCUCCUGCAGUGCACUGCUAUCCUCAUUUCUCAAUGCUCUGCAGUUGGGAAGCUAGGUGCACAGACUGGAUUCCCCUCGGAUCUAGUGGAGGAUUAGGGUCCCUGACAGAGGACGCCCUGUGCUCCGCAAUCUCAUAUGUGCCUUAGAGGAUUCACGCUAUCCAGGUUGUGCCUGUUACAGACCACAGAUUUCACACCAGCCAGCUAUGCAACCAAAAAAGCAGUUUAAAGCCAGCACCUUCGUCUUGGGCUGAAAAUGGAAGGGCAAGUGGGCAGAAGUGCCUUUUGAGCAGUUUCAAACCUUUUUUACUUCUCCCCUUCUUGCAGUGCUAGCUCCAUAUGUGUUGGUCUCCUGCUAGUAUUGCUACUGAGUUGUUAUAGUGGAACACAACUUAUGCCUGCUCCGACACUCUGGCUGAAAACUAGUUUGUCGUUGUCUUUUUUUGAAAGGUUAAAGGGUGUAGUGGUUUGGAGUUUCUGUUUAAAUAAAUGUUUAAACUCA
Molecule: messenger RNA, 5452 nt
Organism: Tyto alba (common barn owl)
Lineage: Eukaryota; Metazoa; Chordata; Aves; Strigiformes; Tytonidae
Gene: NEK9
Product: NIMA related kinase 9
Exons: 23
Coding region: 116-3040 (974 amino acids)
Biological process (GO): protein phosphorylation
Cellular component (GO): centrosome
Molecular function (GO): protein kinase activity; ATP binding; protein kinase binding
Source: RefSeq, a predicted model, not a curated record